This is a messenger RNA of Paramecium sonneborni, 1983 nucleotides long. The record is from the annotation of a GenBank genome assembly. NCBI's taxonomy places the organism in Eukaryota, Ciliophora, Oligohymenophorea, Peniculida, Parameciidae.
AUGAAUAUCUAUUUUGAUGAUUAAUAUAUUUAGAUAACUUAGAACUUAACAUUCCAAUAGUUAUUUUAACAUUUAGGAAAAAGUGGAAAUAUAAAUGAUAAAAUUUUAUUGAAAAAUGAUUAGAUCUUGACAAUAAAUGAAAAUAACUUUAUCAAAGAUCAUGUAAAAUAAGAGGAUAAACUCAAAUUAGUGGUUAGUUUAAAAUCUAUUUUUAGGAAAAGCAAUCGUAUCGGCCAAUUGCAUUUACAAGUCCUUAAUUUCCUAAUAAUAAUACAUUUUUUGAUCCGAGAGCAUCAUAGGUGAUCUAUUCAGAAAAUUAGCAAUAGCCAGGCAAAAUUCUAAUUGGAAUAAACUAAUAAUAAUAAUCAAAGUAAUAAGUAAUAUAAUCAUAACUAAUAUAAUAAUAAUAAUAAUAAUAAUAAUAACAAUUACAAAUAUAAUAAUAAUAACAACAAUAACAACAAUAAUAAUACUAAUAAUAAGUUAAUAAUUUAUAAUUAAAACCAUAAUAAUAAUAAAAUCAUCAAUAUGCAUAAUAAUAAUAAGUUUAGAAUUAUACUUAAUAAAAUGUUUAACAGUAUUAAAAUUAAACUUAACAAAUACCUCAAAUCCCACCGAUCUAAGAUAAAACAAAUGCUCAAAUAAAUAUAUUUGAAACUGUUUUUUGUAAUUAAAAUAAUGAUUAAGACAAAGAAAAAAAUUAGAUGAACAAAAAUAAUUAACCUGGAAAUAAAGAGUAAUAAUAUAAUUAUAUUCAAAGAAAUUAAUUUGAAAAGUAUGGCUUUAGUUUUAGGAUAGAUAAUUAUGGAGAUGAUAUUUAGAUUGAAAAAUUAGAUAAGUCAUUUAUUCUUAGAUUGGAUAAAUCCUAUCAAUUGGAUCUCAUCACAAAGUUUGAUAUAACUGAUAUUAAAAAAGAAUUCGAACACAACAUUAUUGGAGUACUCAAUUAGACCAGAAUAUCUAAUAACAUAAAAUUUUUGCUGUACAAUUCAAUGGAGGGAGAUAAGUAGGAUUAAAAUUAUAUAUGGAAUGAUUUUUAAGAUAUAUAAAUUUAAUAAAUAAUACAUAUUAAUAAUUCUAAUAAAAUGAGUAUUUGUAGAAGAAGUGCUACAUUAAUUUCGAUUCAGGAUGAUUUUAAAGUGCUAAUGUUAAAAAGGAGCAAUGAGAUUUCAUUUGGUGGAUCUUUUGCCUUUCCUGGUGGAGUUCUUGAAGAAACAGAUUAUAAAUUUGCUUAAGCAGAUUCUUCAUUAAUUUAAUAAAAUCAUUAAAAGUAUUAUUGCCAUCAAAUAUUUACAUGGUACGAUUCAUCCUUAAUUGCUGCUAUUCAAGAAACUAUAGAAGAAACUAAUAUUUAGUUGGAUUAUAAAUAAAUAUAUUCAUAAAUAAAACCAUUCAUUAGAAUCAUUACACCAUAAAUGAUGAAAAAAAGAUAUGACACAUAGUUUUUUGUUUUAAAUUUAAACAAUUAUGACAAAUUAAAUAUUAAUAAGAGUGAAAGUAUAAGCUACAAAUGGAAUACUCCUUUAGGAUUUCUGGAAAAAUUUAUAAAUAAUUAGAUAAGUUUAUUUCCACCAAUAUUUUUAUAAUAAAUUAUACUUAAAUUAUUGGGAAGUUUUUAAAAUAUUAUUACCUAUAUAAAUUAAGGAGAUCUUUUAAAGUAUCCAUAUCCUCAUAUUUUUUAAUUUAGUAUCUAUAUAUUUAUGAGUUUUUAUAAGCAAGUAAAGGAAUUAUUAAUUAUCAAGAUCCAAACUAUGAUUUAUAAAAACUUUUAGAAACAGAAUAAACUGAUUAUUUGAAAAAUGAAUUGAAAGUUAGAUAUAAUCGAAUUGAUAGAUCAGAUUUUAGAUUUUAAUUAGAGGGAAAUUUGAAAAAAUUGAAUGGACAUAUAGGAAUGUUUAAAAAUUCACCUUUAGCAUUCUUAAAUGGUGAAAUUAUAAAUGAUAACUAAUUUAUUUUAAAAACAAACCAAGAUUAUGAGGAUGA